Messenger RNA from Aspergillus novofumigatus IBT 16806, 1614 nucleotides. RefSeq lists its product as uncharacterized. Gene Ontology annotation, molecular function: FAD binding. The record is from RefSeq and is a predicted model, not a curated record. The coding region runs from base 13 to 1194 and encodes 393 amino acids. The transcript has 4 exons. NCBI's taxonomy places the organism in Eukaryota, Fungi, Ascomycota, Eurotiomycetes, Eurotiales, Aspergillaceae.
UAUAAAUGCAAUAUGGCCUCGCUGGUCACCUCCCUCGUCAACGCCCUGACAGGCAACUCGGACAGUCUCUGCUCCGUCCUGGCCGAUCAUGGCUUCCAGGUUCAGUAUCCGCUCUCGCUGUCGUAUACCCACGACUUGACCAACUACUGGUCGGCGGCAUGCUGGGAUCUCCAUCCAGAAUGCAUGGUUGUGCCAAACAAUGCCCAGGAGAUGUCGGAUGUAAUCACCGCGCUGGGGUACACGCAGGACCAGUUCGCGGUGAAAUCGGGCGGUCACUCGCCUAACCUUGGUUUCUCAAGUACGCAGGGCGGCCUGCUAAUCGUCACGAAGGAUCUCGAUCAGGUUGUGUAUGAUCCGUCCACCCAGACGGCUGUUAUUGGGCCGGGGCAGAAAUGGGAGGAUGUGCAGGGGAAGCUGGAGGGAACAGGGCGGGCGGUUCUCGGCGGGAGGCUGGGAGGUGUAGGUGUUGGAGGGUUACUUCUAGGAGGUGGUCUCAGCUACCUCAGCCCGGAGUAUGGCUGGGCAGCGAACAAUAUCCUCAACUACGAGGUCGUGCUGGCGAAUGGCACCAUCGUCAAUGCAAAUGCAAACGAGAACUCGGAUCUCUUCGCUGCCUUGAAAGGUGGAGGCAGCUCUUUUGGCGUUGUCACUUCGUAUACCGUUCAGACACGCCCGAUGGACCACCCCGUUUGGGGAGGAAAUUACAUCUUCUCUGGAGUUGAUACGGCGAAGAUGCUUGCUGCUCUGCAGGACUUUGUCGAGUACUACCCGGAUGAGAAGGCUUCAAUUAUUUUGACCAGAGAGCACGCACCAGCGCUCGAUAUCUGGGUCAUGUUCCUGUUUUAUAAUGGAGAGAAGCCCCCGGCAGGUAUCUUUGACAACUUUACUGCCUUGAAUCCAGUUGACCAAACCCGGACAUAUGACCGUUAUACCGACCUGCUGAAAAACGGCGACAAAUAUAUCAUUCACGGAAGCCGAUACAGCGUUGCAGGCGAAACACUGCCCGUCCCGAAAGGCAUGUCGCCCGAGGUCUUACAGUCCAUCUUUGAUUUUUGGCUUGACGUAAACAACGAGGUACUGCUGGAGACCGGUAUGGUUGGAACCAUCGCCUUCCAGCCUUUCCCACGGAGCAUCGCACAGAAAGCCUUGGAGCUCGGAGGAGUCAGUCGCUUCCUAGGUACAGCUUUCAACUAACGGCUGCUAACCGGGAUUUAGGAUCUGCUUGACUUUCCCCCAGACCAGGACUAUAUUCUCAUUCAGAUCACCCUGCAGUGGAUACUGGGGCUGUCCGACGCUCGGAUGCACGAUGCCACGCAGAAGCUCUUCAAAGGAUUUGGUCGCUUGAUCGAGGAGUACAUUGCUAAUGGAACUCUGCCAGAUGUCUAUCGUCCGUUGUAUAUGAAUGACAUCGACGCUGGCCAAGAUUACUGGAGUCGACUGAGGACGCGGGAUCGGGCCCUGCAGACGAGACUCAAGUAUGAUCCCGCGGGAUUCUUCCAAACGCGGACCAGUGGGUUUCGCUUGUCCUGAGUCCUGAUAAAUGGAAAAUUGCAUUGGUUGCGAACUUGCGAUACUGUGCUGUAGCAAUAAUCAUUAAUUUAGUUCUUUUGCAUC